AAAAAGAGGAAACACGUACGGGAUGGGCGGUGUUUUAACAGAAGCCAUUUUGUUUCCACUUGUGUCCGUACUUAUGUGGAAAUGGCCGUGUUAUUCGUUUGGUGACGGCUGGCGAGGUUAGAUUGGAUCUGAGGAGCUGUUAGCUAGCUUGCUAACGUUAACGUCAAAAUGGCGGCCAACUCGACGCAGUCAGCUCAAGCUGCUAGUUGGUCUUAUGGCUCUGGUUCUGAUGCCCCAGUCCACGAAAAUCCAGAGUGGGAGAAGGCACGGCAGGCCCUAGCUUCCAUAAAUAAGAGCCUGAGUGCUACCAAAACUUCCCAGGCCAAUCACAGUACGGCACAGGCUGGCCAGUAUCAAACUCCAGUGACCGAUUCCACUGCCCUUCAGCAGCAGCAGCAACAACAACAACAACAGCAGCAGCAGCAGCAGCAGCACCAGCAGCAGUACUAUCAGUGGUACCAACAGAAUCAGCAGCAAUAUGCUGGAUACCCAUAUCCAUACAACUAUUACUACGCCAUGAAUCCUUAUGUAGGGGGUUAUCCUCAGGGCCAAUAUGGUGUUCCUGGAGCGUACCAAACUCCCACAACACCCACUGGACAGCCUCCUCCUGUUCCUAUGCUUGAUGACCAGUCUUCCAGUUACCCCCCUCAACCCCAGCCACCACCCCCCUCUGUCCCUCAGCCCCCCCCACAGAGCCCUACCUCCUCUGAACAACCACCUCCCCCACCCCCACCUCCCAUACCUCCCCCACCCAACUCCCAGUAUCCCCCACCCCCCUCCCAGUCCCAAUAUAACCCUAACAAUUCCCUGUCUUACCCUCCCAAUGACUCUAACCAAAUGAGGGGCUAUGGCCACAAUCACAAUCAAGCCAGGCCUAAUUAUAAUCAGGGAUACCAGACCCAGAACUCUUACCAGAAUGCCCAGAAUAACCCCCAGCAGCAGUCCCAGCAGCAGGGCCAGUACGGCGGAGGGGCAGGAAGAGGAGAUGCAGGCAACAAAAAAGGCAACAAAGGAGGACAGCAGUUGUGGCACCGCAUGAAACAAGCUCCAGGAGCAGGAGCAGUGAAGUUCAACAUUCCCAAGCGGCCCUACGUUAUGACCAAUUCAAACUUCCCAUCUGGCGACCAGGGCAGCGGAUUGGGUGGUGCCUCUGGGACAGCUCAAAGCCGGCCUCAGGACUGGCCCCAGGCCAUGAAGGAGUACGUUCAGCGCUGUUUCACUGCCUGCGAGUCCGAGGAGGACAAAGACAGGACCGAGAAGGUGCUGAAGGAGGUGCUUCAGGGCCGGUUGCAGGAUGGUACUGCGUACACCAUCGACUGGAGCAGGGAGCCUCUGCCUGAACUGAAGGCCAAGCAGUCUCGCUGGGAGGCCGUGCCACCCUCGCGAGCUCAGGACAGUUCCAUCAGCCGCGGAGGCGGGGCCGGUGCAGCCGGGCGGGGCCGAGGGGGCGGAGCGCGGCUGGGUCACUACCGGAACGUUUUCUCCUCCCAGAGAAGCCCCUCCUCCAGCUCCUCUCGCUCCUCCUCCCGCUCUCCCUCCCCGUCCUCGCACAACAGGCACCGGGACAGGGACCGAGGGGGGCCCCGGCACAGGCACAGCGACUCUGACUCUCAGUCAGACAGCAGCAUGUCCAGUGACCUCCGACCCACGCUAUCGCGACGCAAUCAGAAGGGAGGAAGAGGACGGGGCGGCGAUAGGGAAAGAGGUAGAGCAGUUGGUGGAGAGAGGGGACGAGGAAGAGGAGGGAGAGCCAAUAGAGGAAGAAGGAACCUUGACGACGGCGGGAGCGGGCCGGGGAAGAAGAGGAAAGGAGGGAACGCCGGCCUGGAUUUCCCGGACCCCAACCGCGAGGCCAAGAAGCAGAGCCGGGCGGCCCGCUUCCACACCAAGCUGCGCACCGAGCCCCUCGUGCUCAACAUCAACUCCCUGGAGCCCCCCAACGGGGCGCAGGAGGGCCUCAGCUGGGAGGACUGCCCCAUCGUGGGCACCUGCCAGGACAUCACCAAGAUCUACCUGCGCCUGACCUGCGCCCCCGACCCCAGCACCGUGCGGCCCGUCCCCGUGCUGAGGAAGUCCCUGGUGACGGUGAAGGCCCACUGGCAGACCAACCAGGACUACCCCUACGCCUGCGAGCAGAUGAAGUCCAUACGACAGGACCUCACCGUUCAAGGUGUUCGUACGGACUUCACCGUGGAGGUGUACGAGACCCACGCCCGCAUUGCUCUGGAAAAGGGCGACCAUGAGGAGUUUAACCAGUGUCAGACCCAGCUGAAGGCCCUGUACAAAGACUGUCCCUCGGACAACGUGGGCGAGUUCACGGCCUACAGGCUGCUCUACUACAUCUUCACCAAGAACUCCGGAGACCUGACCACGGAGCUGGUGUACCUGACGCCGGCGCUGCGCGAGGACGUCUGCGUGGCGCACGCGCUCUCUCUCCGCGCCGCCUGGGCCCUGGGCAACUUCCACCGCUUCUUCCUGCUGUACCGCCGGGCCCCGCGCAUGGCCGCCUACCUCAUCGACAAGUUUGUGGAGAGAGAGCGGAAGGUCGCCCUCCGGGCCAUACUCAAAACGUUCCGCCCAGCAGUACCAUUGGAGUAUAUCCAGUCCAGUCUGGGCUUCCCUUGUUUAGACACUUGCCUGGCCUUCCUGACUGGGCUGGGGGUCUCCUUUAUGCCCGGAGACCCCGGCAAGAUAGACUGCAAGACCAGCUCUGCCUGCCUGGCAGCCUCAUGAGGGGGGGGGAGGAUGGGGGGUGACAUGCUACUGGGAGAAAUACUGCUGCAUGUAGUGAGGGAGAGGGUGAGGGAGACAGAGAGGACUGUGUGACGCUGCACGAUCACUAAUGGCUUUACUGACCGAAGGUAGGGAGGGAGGGAGGGAGACCUAACGGCCUGUCGUUGUCACGGUGAAACGCAGACUCCUCAGCAGUGACCCUGAGAGUGACUAGAACGACUGGUGCAUUGCACUGACCGACUGUCAGGGUGAGACUGAGAGGGACAGAGGGAGGGUGCUCUGUGAGGGACAGACGUGAUGUAGAGAGGGCCCACUCACGCAGACCCGCUGCCAGAAACAGGAGGGAGAGAGAAUGCCCAUGUUUGAGAGAAAGAGAACGAUUGAGAGACUGCUAACUGAGUGGAGUAGCUGCUCUCCAGUACAGUCAGACACAUCAGCACUUGCAGCUCUACCACAUCUAUAAUCGCAUCACUAUAAAUAUAUUUAAGUUGAUACUGAUUUUAUACUGAUUGAUUCCUUUCAAAAUGAAGAGGUCCGGUUUUUUUUUUUCCUUUUUUUAGUUGAGUGGGCAUUACAUUUUCACCUGAAGAGAAAUUCCAUCUUAAUGGGAACAUGGACACAUUUUUUACUGAGUUUUUAAUACAAACACUUAGGUACUUAGAAGGGACAGUUUUAGCUACUCCCAUGCAAGAGCAUUGUAAUUUUAAGCUAACAGUGUUCUAUCUUCUUAUUUUUCUCCCUCAAGCCUACAGCUAAACGCAAGUGAAGAUAUUUCUGAAAAUCAAGACAAAAGGCAAAAUCCGCGUAUCAAAUCCUGAAAAGUCAGUCUUAACGUCCCAAGUCCAAGCCACCUCCAGGAAGGCAAUCUCCACCUGCCCAAAGUGCGGAUCAAGAGUUCUCCCCCAAAGACUUUUUGCUUUGGCUGCACCCAAGAUGCCUCCUGGCUGGAAGACGUCUCUGGUUUGUAUGUCCUUCUCCGCCCCAAGUCCCAGAUGUGCCGGUGUACGUCGUCAGGUGGGGAGAGGGUCUUCUCUUGCAGCUGUGCCCCGCCCCGCCCUGCCCUGCUCCGCCCCCCCUCCCACCAGGGCCUUGACUGAGAAAGUGAAGCGGAGGCUGCAGAUUGUGGGAGAGUCGCGCCCGCGGCGGCGGCGGCUGCAGUCUUUUCCUUUAGCGGAGCUCCAAGUCUCUGCCAGCCCUCGGGGGCGGGUCCUGCGCUGGCGAGCGAAGCCCCGCCCGUCUCGUGGAAGAGUCCCCCCCUGUUCUCAGGAGAGUCGCUGAGGCCCAAGCGGGCAAGUUGCUCAGCCUUGACUUUGAGAUCCAGGCAGAUGCUGCGCACCCCCACCCCACCCCACCCCCCUCGCCUGCUCCCCCUCCCACCCCCCCACCCCCCGCCCCCUCGAGAUCUGCCUACUAGAUGUCCGGGUCCCAGCCGUGGGAGGAGUGCGGCCUGCUGUUCCUGCUGUUCCAGCUGUUCCAGCUGCCCGUAGAGCCGCGGGGCCCUUAAUACAGAAAGGCUUUCCUGCAGCUUCUCGGAGGCAAGCGCAUGCCAGGCCUCGCCAGGCUGAAGCUCCCCAGCCAGAGAAGGGAGAGCAUGGGGUUUGUAUGUGCUUUCACGCUUCAUCCACACCCACCGCGAGGCUCACUACGUAUGUAUGGCUGGUAAGAAAAAGACUUUGAUUUGCUGGAAGGAGAUGGAUGUCAACUCAAGAAGGCAUCGGCUAUAUGAUUCACAUACAAGAUAUAGUACAUAUGAGGUAUGGUUUAAAGAUAAGGGUUUUAAUUGGCAGACCUUUUACCCAGUAUGUGCCUCAAUAUACAACCCAACCUGCUGUUAUGCUGCCAUUUUGUAUACUAUUUUAAUUGAGGCCCUAAUGUUAACCAUUGCAAUACUUCUUCUAAACUGUCACACAAUUUUAGCCUGAAAAAGCAAUAACUUAUGCAGACACAUACUCCCUGGAGUAUCUGAUUGACGUUGUCAUUGCAUGGUCGCACAUGAAUUGGUUGAACAUCGAUUGGGGGUGGGGGUGCACAUUUUUAUGCAGUAAUUUUAUAAUAAAAAGGGGAAAAGUAAGCCUGCCACUCAUAUGUUAAUGUUUCUCCAUUUAAUGGAUUGAGCUGAAAGGGGUAUCUUUCAUUAUGUCACAUAUCCCACCUUGGGGCUUAAUGUAGAUGUUCUGUUGGGGAUGUUUCAGUGUGAAGAGGGAUGGGGGGGGUGGAGAGAAUAUUAGUAUUAUUUUGGUGACCCUUCAGGUUGGUUGGAAUCAUUACUGUAAGUCUUCUGAAAGUGUUGAAAGUGAUAGACUUCCAAGGCGUUUUGUUCAAAAGCUUUUUUCUUUUUUCUUUUUUUCUUUUUUGAAGAAGCUGAGUAUAGUACAGAUGUCCUUUUUUUUAGGCCCUCAAAUGUAAACGAUUACAUUUUGAAUCUGACAAAGGGUUUAAAGUGCUAACUAAAUUUACCCCCCCCAGAAAUGUAGCCCAAGCGUGCUGUUCUGCCUAAAGACAUUUUUCUGCUGAUGUUUUACUUGUGCGGUCUGGAUGAGAUUGUAGGAUGUCCCGUGGAGACCUGCUAAACGAAACACCUACUUUACAGUCCAUUUUUAGUUGUGUGCAUGAUUGGCUAUAUGCUUAUGGUGCAACACAAUUUAUUUUCCCACCGGUGGUGAAUUCGUCACUUAACUACAAAUGUGAUCCAGUUUCCACUUUUCCAGGAAUCGGACAGAGGCAAAUUCUUGUACCUUGUAGUUCAUGGUUUUUCAGUUGUCCAUUUUAAUCGAGAAACUGUGCAGCCUCGCUGUUCUGGGUUCACUGAAAUGCGCACAUAUAUAUUCACAUAUGCAUAUAUACAUACAAUAGCAUAUAUUUCCACUUCUCGCUUUGCGGUAGCUUCAUAUAAAAAGGAUUUGCUAAACAGUUUGAGACAUUGAUUCAUGUAGUACUGGUACAUCCAUGGCCAUUAUUCAGGCAGGGCUGUGAUUUUCAGUUGCAACAUGUGGGCAGUAUAUGUUGUGUACAUUCCUGUAAGUCACAUUUAUGUAGGCUACUUUGAAGUGUGAAUACUGUACAGAUGGGUAUCUUGUAAAUAGGCUUCUUCUUUUUUUUCUUUUCUUUUUUUAAAGUAGUAUUUUGAUUUUUCCUAAAUUGUACAGGGGCAGUGUAUCAGAGUAAUACAUUUUUCUAUGAAGGUCACUGGUAAUGAAUUGAAACUUGCUGAUAUGUGCUGCUUUGGUGUUGGUGUGAAGUUACUAUUUUUAAUGUGUUUUUGAUUUGGUGACAUUCUUGUGAGAACUUUGGUGAAAUUGAUGCGGACAGCGAAUGGCCAAGUCAUUUUGAUUGUCCAGUGAUGCACAUAUAUUGGACAGACCAUACUAAUCCACCACAAAGUAGAUCAAAUAUUCCAAUAGGCAGUACGUGGUUUAAAUCCAUUGUCUGUGACCUUUAUGGAUAGUAAAAUAUGAACCGCAUUAAAUGGUGAACUUCAUGUGGAACACUACAUUGAAGACCGACAAUGAGUGUCUCUGCUUUUGUUCCUGUUAUUACACCAAAUCCUGUUAUUAACAUUGCCCAAUGGCGUUAAUGCAGUCAGUUUGACUUGAUUCCCUCUGUAGAAUUGGUUAUUAAUAAGUAAAUCUCUUCUAGCGAUAUGCAGUUUGUAUGCUGAUUAGGCCAAAUGUUUUUCUUGCCAUUUCCUUCAGUGUGCUUUGAAAUGGAUUUAGACCCAUAUUAUUGCCUUUUGCAUAUUUUCUUUCCAGUUCCUGUUUUUCCCCCCUUUGACCUCCCUUGCCGUUUUUACCUGCUAACUUCUAUGCAGCUUUCUUUUUCUUUGUUUUAGACAUUAUUUGUUUGCUUUCCUUUUAUACUUUUCUUACCAAUGACCUUUUCCCUCCUAUAAGCUCUUAUCAGUACACAUCAUAUAUUAUUAAUAUCUCGCAUUAGCCAUUACUUAGGAAAUGUUGGUGUUGCGAAGUCAGUCACACUGCAGUUUUAGUGGCAAGAGAGAGGUUUGGUACUAAUGCUGUCCUAACACCAGCCAAGAAGCAUAAUUGUUGCUGUUCAUCUUCUAGAAAAAGGGGUACUACGUAACUGUGGAUGACCACACGUUGUCUGUCUCUGGUUGCCUGGCUUGUGUGUAUAUUUCCCUGGAUGUGGUUGAUUUGUUUGUUGGUGUGUCGUAUCCAUGUGUGAUGGUCUGCCUCUUGCAGUGCAUCAGUUCCACUUGGCCAUUUUUAGGUGCAAAUACUGAAUUUCAGCAGGUACAAGAAGUUUGUUGUCUGGUGUGUUCCAGACUGGGAUCAUGAGCCGUGUGUGAACCUCUGGCUUUGUGUGUGUGUAUUUGAGCUCUUUGUAUAAAGUGAUGACCCUACAAAAGACAGCACAGGAGUAUCUUCAAAAGCUCAAAAAUAGUUUUGCUGAAAUUUCUGCAUCAGUCAUUUCUCUGACCAUAUGCCUAAGACAGUGAAUUGUAUGCACUACUCCCGCUGUUCAUUUCAGUGCUGUUAAACAGAAACUUUCCAUGCUACUCAUCUUUCAAUAUAUUUUCCCAGUCUCAUUACCAGAUUUAUUUUUUUUGUCCUUGCAGUUUUGAAUAGCAGGAGAAAAUCGAGGGGUGUGUGGGUGAGAGAAACGUGCUCAAAGGCGAGAAGCUAGCUGAAGAGGGGAAAGCAAAUGAAAUGUUGAAGAUUCAGCCCACUCAAGAUGGCCCAUUUCUUGUAUAUAUAUUGAGAAUGUCAUAGUUAUCUUUCAGUGCAGCGUGUCUGAAGAUGCACAAUUGUUGUUUUUGCACUCACUGACCUUGGCAAAAACCAACUGAAGUGUAUACAUGUGUGUUUAUACCAGCCACGGGUGUUACUGUUUUUCUGUCAGCUGCAUGGCUGACUGAAGUAUUAUGAAACCUCAGUUUUGAGUGAAAUGAAUUGGAGCAAAUUAAUUGAUAUGGUGUUCCCUGCUUGUGAGAGACAUUGGACAGCAUAAAUUCUUUAGGUUUGUUGUGUUUUCCCUGUCUGCCACAUACAUGCUAAUGUUGUUAUUAUUGAGGGAAAACAAAAGUAAGAUUUUAUUAGUUAUACACUCUAUAGAUUUUCUGAAUACAUGCUGCAAGUCCAGGUAGAUUUGACAACUUUUGCAAUUAUUUUGCAUGCACAGAUGAAUUGCAUUUGUAGUACUAGUGCACUAAUACAUUGUGAUUUUAGAGAUGGCGAAACCCUUUCUCAUUUUGUGAUGUAGUAGCUUUCUAGAUGUUGGUUUGUUUUGAGGUGGGAUAAUCAUAGUGUUAAAAUUUCACAACGGCAGGUAAUGUCUGUAUGGCUAUUUCUGUGUCAACGUUUAACUUAUUUACACACUACUAAACAUUUUUAACUUGUACAUUAUUAAUUGUACCUGUGUGUUAAUAGUAAUUGUAGGUGGUCAUUCUGGGUUGUGUAAUAGUUGACUGAUGGGUUUGAAACAGUGGAACAGCUUGGGUGUUUUCAUUCUUGCUUGUCAGUGUAUUCAUACAGGAAGUGUAGUAUUUCUCUACAUUGCUUAUGAUGAGCUCCCAUCCCCCUAACAAUUGGUCAUGUAUUUUAUGAAGCAAAAUUGCACUUUUGUCAGUAUUUAUAAAGCUACAGUGAUAUUGGUUGUGCAAAAUGGAAUGUACCUGGGCUUGUGGUGUGUAGUUCAGUAAUUUGAUAAACAUUUUUUUUUUUUAUUGAAAAAUAUCAGUACCCUUGGAUUUCUUUAUGUUGCAUAUUCUGGAUGCAUCACUGUCCAGUUUCGCAUAGCCCUUUGAAUUUAAUCUUUUCCGCUGUUUCUUUGGCUCUUUGGUUUUGACCAAAUUGCUGACCUUUUUGACGUAUACAGGUUUGUUUGCUCUUUUCUAUUUGUCUAUAAACUUUCUCCAAUUUAAUUUGGUUAAAUUCUUCAUUUUUAUUUAUAUUUUUUACAGUGGGUCAUAGACUUUAUGUACCGAAAUCAAUAUUUUUCUCUAGUUUGUCCCAGUAGUAUUUUUUAUUUUCUGUAUUUGCUCCUCAAAGCACAGCGGUAACACUGCAACGUUUUUUUUCUUUUCCCCACUGAUUUUCACAUUUUGGUGGAAGUUAAUUCAGUGUUAAAAUGGGAAGGAUAUCAAAUGCAGUCCCUCGUUUCCCCUGUAUUAGAAUGUAUUGAUUUCCACAUGCAAUUUCUUACUGCCUCAUACUUUGAUUUUCAUCAUCUUUCCAAGUAAUUAAUUGGCCUAGCUUUGCUUCUUACCUCACCAGCAGUUUGAGUGCAUAAUUGUAUCCAGUUGGUUUAAUAUUAAAUGUCCUCUUGUGAGAAUCUGUUGGUUUGGACAACGAAUUAAUCUGUUGUCCUUUUUACAUUGCAUUUCCCCCCCUUUUUUGUUUUUGUUUUUUUUAACCUGUAGUUGUACAUACCGCUUUGUGUCCCACACCACCACACCCCUUUUCACCAGUUAAUCCCAUUGCUCAGGUGAAAUUCAGUUCUACCUUCUGGCUUGAUCCCCCUCUAGUGUGUUUGCUUUUUCUUUAAUCCUGUUCAGCUUGUCUACAGAGAAUGUCUGACUUAAUAUUUGAGUUUGGUUUUUAAAAUGAUCCCCUCCAUACGUGUUCCCUUUCUUUUGUCCCUCUAAAGGACUUCUUUACUCUCCAUCUUUUCCUUUCCAUGCAGUCUGUGUUUCUGCUUUUCCUGUCCUGUGAUAUUCCUGCUGUCUUGGCUUUUUCUUACUUUAAACCCCCCCCUCUCUCUCUCACACACACUGUUGAGUGUUGCUAUGCUAGUGACUAAAUCCAUUUGCUGUGUGCAGUGCUGUACCCUUCCCCUGGUAUUGAUUAAAUGCUGUUUUCAUUGAUCUGUUUCUUUUUGCAGUUCACCAACUCAUUCAAGGAUAUAGCUGUCACCCCUCCAAAUAUACCGUACUGCCAUGUGUAAAUAUUUAUGUAAAUAUGUAUUUUUUUCCCUCAAAGAAUCAAAAUAAAAGUCAAGAGUUUGCAAUCA
Molecule: messenger RNA, 9702 nt
Organism: Anguilla rostrata (American eel)
Lineage: Eukaryota; Metazoa; Chordata; Actinopteri; Anguilliformes; Anguillidae
Gene: leng8
Product: leukocyte receptor cluster (LRC) member 8
Exons: 16
Coding region: 169-2733 (854 amino acids)
Cellular component (GO): nucleus
Source: RefSeq, a predicted model, not a curated record